AUGCUCAGGUUCAACAGAUGGGUAAAGCCCGCUUUCCUGCUCAAAAGAUCACUGUACACGAAAACGACUCUCAAUGCCGGUGGAAUAGAGAUUGCGCAACCAAACCCCAACCACAAGUCUUUGAUCUUGUUGACCACGCCGCCACAGCUGAACAAUAUAGUGAGCAACGUGAUCGACAAGCAGGCCACGAACACAGGCAUCAGCCAGAUCCUAGUGGUGUGCGUCGAUUCCAUAGCCGACUCAAGAAACGCCUAUUCCGAACUAUGGCUUGAAACUCCAUUCAGAGUCACCCAUCAUGAAACCAUUGAGGAGAGAAACGAAAGAAUCAAAAAGAAAGUCGAGCCACUCAGCGUGGAUCCAAUCAAGUUCGACAAGUCUUGGAAAGACACCAAGGAGCAGACCUUGUUCCAGAUCAAUCUCACCAAUCUCGGACUAAAUUCAAAGGUCAGACUGGCGAACACCCUAUUUGAAAAUGGAGAAAACAGUACUUGCUUCUACAUUGGGAAGGAGUCAUACGACUGGUACAACCUUGCGAACGUGACCGUUGAUGUCAACCUUGACAACUUCUCCGCAGUGCAGAACAUCGAGUAUGCCAAUCGGUUGACGGAGAUCCCACUCGUCGAAGCCGUAGAAGAAGGCGCCGACGAAGAGCUUUUUACCAUCACCGAUUUUGAAGGAAACCUCAUCAAGAGCAUAAAUAACCAAAGUGCUUCUGGGUACCUCACUGACAACUCGAUAGUGAUGAGCUCAAAAAAAGACCUUUACUUCAAGCUAUACGACAACGAAACAGAAGAUCCGACAAGACCUUGUCUCCAAGAAUAUUACAAGUUGAUUGUCGGGGGCCUUGGCUGGGGGGAGAAACAAGCAUUUCUUGCUGUCGACCCCAUUGUCGGCACCACCGGAUUUAGAGACGUGAAGCUAUUUUACUACGACAAAGACACCGCCAAGCACCACGUGGAGUCUCCCGUUGUAUCCGGCAACAGCAAACUCGUUUUUGAAUGCUCUGAGUUGGAGAGUGGUUACGAGGAGUAUAAGCAGCCAACGGACACUGGGGCACAGGAAACCGUGAUAAAGCCUGGCGUGUUCGCCAUGGGCUGCGAACAAGGAUUCGAGCUUGACGGAAUCUGGCACCGCUCCAACGGCGAGUUUGUACAGAUUGAGGUGGCUCAGAGCUAG
Pichia membranifaciens NRRL Y-2026 is the source of this 1176-nucleotide messenger RNA. RefSeq lists its product as hypothetical. Bases 1 to 1176 code for a protein of 391 amino acids. The record is from RefSeq and is a predicted model, not a curated record. The transcript has a single exon. NCBI's taxonomy places the organism in Eukaryota, Fungi, Ascomycota, Pichiomycetes, Pichiales, Pichiaceae.